CUCAUCCACAACAAUAACCUCACAUUGAUUCGUUUCAAGAGAUCACCUCGAAAUCAUGACGACCCCUAAAAAAUCAUAUCAUUGGAUUCAAAAACGGAUUGAGAGCCUGGACCCUUACGUCGACUACGAAGAGAUAUACAGACUGUCGGCCAGCUAUGGCGGAAACGACUUCGUCAACAGCCUGAUCUACGCCCUGGUAUUUCCAAAUUUUGUGGUCACAGAGCAUGGUGCUCGAGCUGUAUGGCGCGAGGAUGGCGGCAAAGUGUUUGCAGCAGCCACGGCUCGAGUCGAGGAGACAGCAACAAGUAAUGACACGUGGUGGUACUAUGGUCCAAGCGAUCCCAGGACUCAGAAGUCGGUAGAGAAGAUCAACAAGAGACACGAGUACUGGGCCAAGCAGUAUCCAGGCGACUUCUCGCACAACGAGGACUACGUCUAUACUUUGGCAUUCAGCGCUAUAUUUAUGCAUCGUCUGCGUCUCCGUUUGGGCCUUAGUGGCGUGUCUGAGAAGGUCAAAAUCGCCUCCUACAUCUUCAUGUCCGAAAUGGCCAAGCUUUUUUACUCCGAAGGCAGAGUGCCUCUGACCGACUGGCCUCCCAGCUGGGACGGCCUCAUCAAGUACUGCGAGGACUUCGAAAACUCGCCUCGCCCAAGUUACGAACAGGGCCACCUCAUUGCGUCGGCUAUCUAUGAGCACUUUGCUUUUCGCUGGUUUCCACCUUCAAUGCGCUGGCUCGGGAGGGCGAUCCCAACAUCGCUGAGUCUGCCUACGACGUUGGCGGCGCAUAGGAUCACCCCACCGAACCCUGUGCUCAAAGCCAUCAUAGUGUUUGCACUUGGCUGUCUGCUAUGGGUGAUGGAAACACUUGGUCCGGAUCCUCAGUCAGCUUAUCUGCCCGAGCUUGAACAACUGCCAAAAGAACAAAAGGCUGAACGCGCAAGAGAAUUCCAGCAACUCGAUCAUGCCUUUGCUCCAUACUUUGCAGCUCGCCCAGAAAAUCUGAGCAUCGGUUGCCCCUUUCGCUCGAAUAUGAAAUUGCAAACGUCAAAGAUUGUGGAUAUGGAUUGAUACAUUGGCGUACUUGGUCACACGUUUCUUGCGAUGGCAAAUGCUUUAUCUCUAUUCUAAAAUUCGUUAUAUGGGACUGUAUUUCAUUGUUAGAUUGAUUGUCUGUAUAAUACACAUGUGUUGCGCACUUGAAAUGCAAGCUAUUUUUAGCUGAGAGUGAGGUUGGGCAUCUUCACUAAUGAAAAGAAACUAAAUAAUACUGCAAGUAUUUGUACUAGCAGGUGCGGAGCAAUUGACAAACGAAGCUUCCUAACCAUGACCCCCUUCUGGUGGAAUAGCAUUAGAAAGAGGCUGAUUGACGGCAAAGUAAUUCA
Molecule: messenger RNA, 1383 nt
Organism: Mytilinidion resinicola
Lineage: Eukaryota; Fungi; Ascomycota; Dothideomycetes; Mytilinidiales; Mytilinidiaceae
Exons: 1
Coding region: 56-1069 (337 amino acids)
Source: RefSeq, a predicted model, not a curated record